Leptopilina boulardi is the source of this 3368-nucleotide messenger RNA. RefSeq names its product O-acyltransferase like protein-like. Gene Ontology annotation, cellular component: membrane. Gene Ontology annotation, molecular function: symporter activity; acyltransferase activity, transferring groups other than amino-acyl groups. The transcript has 12 exons. The record is from RefSeq and is a predicted model, not a curated record. NCBI's taxonomy places the organism in Eukaryota, Metazoa, Arthropoda, Insecta, Hymenoptera, Figitidae. The coding region runs from base 96 to 2348 and encodes 750 amino acids.
GUGAAAUUAUUUAUUAUUUUAUUACAAUUGUGACAAUUUAUUUUUAAUUAGAAUUUAUUCACAUUUCCCUCAUUUUUUUUACUUUGAAAAUCAAUAUGAAUUUAAAUUUUUUCACAACAUGGACUUUACACCAAUUUUUUGUUUUAAAUUAUUUAAUUUUACCAUUAGUGUUUGGAGAAAUUACAAAAGUAAUAUAUACUUACGAUAAAGAUUUAGAAGAUAAAGAACUAUUUAAAAAUUUCAAUGAAAGUAGUUAUACAAUAUUAAAUGAAUCAAAUUCGAUAAUAAAUAUCAAUAGUGAAACUAAUGAAAAGUCUCCUUGGUUUUUAAAUAUACCACUAUUGCCGGUAAUAGUUGCAACUUCGAAUUCAAUUCCUGAAGGUUCUUGUAAAAGACAACUACUAUUCUAUCUUAAUCAUUUAAAAAAUGGAACAUUGUGGGCCACUGAAAUGUUUGAUGCGUCAGCUAAAUAUCCUUAUGGUUUAUUCGGUGGUUCAACGCGAUUUUUAGGAAGUUUUGAUCAGUGUGAACAAAUUCAAACGAAUUUAAUAAAUAGUGAGAAUGGAGAGAUUGAAGAAAUACGCAGUAGAUAUUGUUUGGUGGAUGUAAAAUUUAAUGAAAUUAAUGAAUCUAAAAAUUUUAUUGAAGAACACGAGAUAUAUUUUGAUCCACAAAGUUAUGCCUGGGAAGCAAUUAGAGAAAAAGGCGAUUUUCGGAGGUAUCAACGAUACUCAAUACAAAUGGCGUUAUGUUUUCCUGCAGAAUGUCAAAUAGAUGAUAUUGAGGCAUCACUAAAAGAACCCUUAGAUAAAUUUGGCUCAAAAUACAAUGUACAAGUCAAAGCAUCAAUUUCACCAUUAUAUUGCUCUUCUAAAGAUUCUAAAGAAAUCCCAUUUUCUAAUUAUGAGAUAAUUUUUUGUUUAACAGUCCUUUUAAUACUCACUACUGUCGUAAUAAGCACUAUUAUUGACAUAAAGUCAGACAAAAAAGAAGAGAAUUCUUUACAAAUGAAAUUACUAUACUGCUUUUCUGCUCGUAGAAAUUUUAAUGAAAUAUUCAAGAUACGUUAUGAACAUCGUGGAUUAGAUACUAUUCAUUUUAUUCGCGUGACAAUAGCGGCACUUCUAAUUUGUGGUCACAGAUUAAUUGUACAAAUAUACGGAGGAACUUUAAAUGGACGGUACAUUGAAUGGCUUUCGACUGAACCAAUUUUAGCAUUGUUUCACAAUGUUCCCAAUCUAAAUGAUGGGGUUUUAGGCUUUGGAGGUCUUUUAUUGUCUUACUGUCUAUUGAAGGAAUUAAAAAUAUCAGAGAAAUUAAACUACUUGCUUCUAAUUUUAUAUCGAUUAUUUAGAUUGUUACCACUUUAUAUGUUCGUUACAUUUGCAUAUGCAACUGUAUUUUAUCGAUUAGGUUCUGGACCAUUUUGGGAAGUUAGUGUAGGAUUUAAUCGAAAUUCUUGUUCCUCUUAUUGGUGGUUGAAUUUGUUUUUAAUUAAUAAUUAUUUUGGCGGUAACAAUAAGUGCGUGAUUCAGUCUUGGUAUUUAUCUGUGGACUUCCAAUGCUUUUUAAUUGGAUUAUUGUUAAUUAAUGCAUUCAACAAAAUGACUCGAAAGAUUGGUUACUUAUUUUUGGCCUGCAUUUUAAUGGCUUCAACUUUAAUAAUUUUUUAUGUUACGUAUAUAAAUAAUGCAGAUCCAAUUGUUACAUCUUUUGCAGUACCAAGAAGAGCAGAAGAAAUUGAUUUUUUUCUUAAUUACUAUACUAAAACUCAUUUGCGUUUGGUUGCCUAUGUUACUGGAUUAAUCUUUGGAGCUUUGAUCAAUGACUAUAGCAAUAAUAAUUGGCGCAUUUCAAAAGUGUGGUCACAAAUUAUAUUUCUUACUGCAAUUCCAUUAAUACUGAUUUCAAUAUCAUGUGGAAUAUUUUUCACGAAUCCAAAUAUAAAAAGAACUGCUUUCAUAAAAGCACUAUAUGCAAGUCUACAAAAAUUAAUUGUUGCAUAUAGUGUAUGUUCAAUUCCUUUUGUCUUUACAGUGGGAGAAGGUUUAGAUUUUUAUUACAAAAUAAUAACUGCAAGAUGGUUACAACCACUAUCACGAAUAUCUUUUUCAAUUUUUCUCACACACUUCGCAAUGUUUCUUUAUGAACUCGGUACUACAAGAACAAGUUAUACUGCUACAUUUUACAAUUAUUUUAGAGAUAUUGUGGGGGAUAUGGUUUAUUCCGUAUGUCUGGGAUUAUUCUUCGCUAUUUUAAUAGAAUUUCCAUUUAAAAAUUGUGGAAAUAUACUUUUAAGAAGGAUGAUGAAAGAAAGGUCACCGAUUAUUGAAAAAAAAGUGGAAUAAUAAUAAUACAAAGAUUCAAAACCGAUACACUUAAAUAAAUUUUUAUUUUGGUGUUUUGUUCCGACUGAUGUCCGAAAUUAGCAACUGUUGCAGUUUUUGUGAUUUUUUAUAAAAGUGUUUAUAUUUUAUUAAAUAUUAAAGUAAUUUUAGCAGAUAAUGGUACCAACAGUCAGGUCGGUAAUGCCGAUUUCUAUUUUAUAGGCAGUCGGUAAGGUAGGAAUCUCCCAGAAAUUUUAACUCUGCCGAUAAGGUAGGAAACUGUUUUACCUUACAUUCAAUAGGUGGCUCCUACUUCAGUAUGUAUAGUAAGUGCCCGGUCAAAAAUGCAGAUGUUUACCUUAUCAGCAGUUAGUAAUACAUAAAACUGAAGAUAAUUUCAACUAUGUCGAUAAGGCAGAAUUUUUUUUUGCCGGCUGAUGUGAUAUGGUAGAAAUCUACGUUACUAGCAAUGCAGUCACCAUAAACGUUGAAGUAGGCGCCAUCUGUAGGGUGGUUGGUUAAGUAACUUGGUCGGUAAAACAGUUUCUUACCUUAUCGACAAAUAUACGAUUUUUAUCAAGUUCCUACUAUACCGACUGCUGCUAAAGUUGAUAUAUGUCCUUAACAUUUGACUUUGAAUUAUGAGGUUAUGUUUGCUUCUUGGGCAUUACUUAUCACCUAAUUUUGAAAAUAUGUUUCCAUGUUUGUUAGUAUUUUGGCCCUGAACAGUGACAAGUCAUUAAGUGGAUCGACCGUUAUGUCUGAGGUUUAUAAACAUAACCUCAAAAUUAGGUUAAAGUUCAGGGUCAACAUACUAUAAUAAAUCAAGAGAACGCUGAUGGGUUUGAGAUUAAAAUCAGUAAACAUAACCUUCAAAAUUAGGUCAAAAUUCAGAGCUAAAAUACUAAUGUAACCUCAAAAAUUCAAGAUUUAGGGGGGGGGGGUUACUCACUAAAUUUGAAUAAGAGAAUAUUCACUUAUUCUAAGUCAAAAAUCGUCCAUGUAAAAAAUAAAAUAACCUAAUAAAUUGAUGUAUGUAUA